This is a messenger RNA of Danio aesculapii, 2829 nucleotides long. RefSeq names its product ganglioside induced differentiation associated protein 1-like 1 (gene gdap1l1). Lineage: Eukaryota; Metazoa; Chordata; Actinopteri; Cypriniformes; Danionidae. The record is from RefSeq and is a predicted model, not a curated record. The coding region runs from base 42 to 1145 and encodes 367 amino acids. The transcript has 6 exons.
CUCUCCUCUCUCUCACACACACACGCACAAAACCCUCUGUCAUGGCGUCUUCCAACAAUGUUACUCCCACCAACUGUAGCUGGUGGCCCAUUUCAGCCAUGGAGGAAGAUGGCAAAAUCCCAGACGGAGAGGAGAGUCACGAGCCCACGAUACACGAACACAAGCCAUACUCCAAAGACAGGCUCGUGCUGUACCACUGGACCCAGUCCUUCAGCUCGCAGAAGGUGCGUCUGGUGAUCAACGAGAAAGGGCUGUUGUGUGAAGAGCGGGAUGUCAGUCUGCCUCUCACUGAGCAAAAGGAGCCUUGGUUCAUGAGGCUCAACCUAGGAGAGGAAGUGCCGGUGUUCAUCCACGGAGACACCAUCGUCAGUGACUACAACCAAAUCAUAGACUAUAUAGAGACCAACUUUGUAGGAGACACAGUAGCCCAGCUGAUUCCAGAUGAAGGCACUCCCUUGUAUGCAAGAGUCCAGCAGUACCGAGAGCUGUUGGACGGGCUGCCCAUGGAUGCUUACACACAUGGAUGCAUUCUUCACCCUGAACUCACAACCGACUCCAUGAUCCCAAAGUACGCCACUGCUGAAAUACGUAGACAUUUGGCCAAUGCAGCGUCUGAACUGAUGAAGUUGGACCACGAGGAGCCUCAGUUGACAGAACCAUACCUCUCCAAGCAGAAAAAGCUCAUGGCAAAGAUCUUGGACCACGACAAUGUGAACUACCUGAAAAAAAUCCUUGGAGAAUUGGCAAUGGUACUAGACCAAGUAGAGGCAGAGCUGGAAAAGAGAAAACUGGAAUAUCAAGGUCAAAAGUGUGAAUUAUGGCUUUGUGGACCUACUUUUACACUAGCUGAUAUUUGUCUUGGAGCCACGUUGCACAGGCUCAAGUUCUUGGGACUCUCGAGGAAAUAUUGGGAGGACGGGAGCCGGCCGAACCUGCAGUCGUUUUUUGAGCGGGUGCAGAAGCGCUACGCCUUCCGCAAGGUAUUGGGGGACAUCCACACCACUCUUCUUUCAGCGGUUCUACCUAAUGCUUUCCGAAUGGUAAAAAAGAAGCCGCCGUCCUUUUUCGGGGCAUCCUUCCUAAUGGGCUCUCUCGGAGGGAUGGGCUAUUUUGCCUAUUGGUUUUUAAAAAAGAAAUACAUGUAGUGAAUGUGCUCUUGUAGUGUUUUGUGUCUGUGUAUAUGUGUGAUGGUUGAACUUUUUCGGUUACACUGUUUUACGAGAGCAGGAGCAACGAGACAAAUAUACAGAGAUUAACACUAUUACUUACCUGGGUGAACAAUUAAAUAAAUAUAUAAUGAGAACAUUCCAAGACUAGGAAUUCUUCUUAACAGCACCUUCUCUGGUAAUGAAUGCCUUCAUUUUUGUUUCUGUUUAUGAUUUACUGGUAUAUUUUAUUCAUUUUGUGCUUGAGUAGAGCACAAGUAUGUUGUUUCGUUUAAUCCAGAUUAUAAACACUGCACAUUCUGCCAUUUACUGGUUGUUUUGAUUAUUUAGAUUAUAUAGCACAAUGGCCAAGUAAACUUGAAGUAUGUUAUGACUUUAAUUCCCAAAACAAUGUUUGUUAAAGUACACUGAAUUCUUACGUGUCUAUCUUUUGUACUAUCUGCCACUGAUCGCUUUACACACUACAAAAAACACUGUAUUCUGCCUAAAAAUAUCUGGAUGUUCUUAAAAAAUGAUGAAUAUACAUGAAAAGCAACACUUCAUGAGAUUCAUUCAUUCAUUUUCCUUCGGCUUAGUUUUUGAUUUAUCAGAGGUCGCCACAGCGGAAUGAACCGCCCACUUCAUGAGAUAAUAUGUAUUAUUUGUGUUUAUUCCAUCUCACAUAUUUUGCAUGAAUGUAUUUACAGCUUACAUAUAUAUCCGGCUUAGUCUGAUUUAUCAGAGGUCACCACAAUGGAAUGAACCACCAACUAUUCCAGCAUAUGUUUUACGCAGCAGAUGCUCUUCCAGCCGCAACCCAUUACUGAGAAACACCCAUGCACUCUUGCAUUCACACACACUCAUACGCUAUGUCAUAUUACAUUCAUUCAUUUAUUUUUCUUCGGCUUAGUCCCUUUAUUCUUCAGGGGUCACCACAGUGAAUGAACCGCAAACUUAUCCAGCAUAUGUAUUGCACAGCUGAUGCCCUUCCAGCUGCAACCCAGUACUGGGAAACAUCCAUACACACUCAUUCACUACGACCAAUUUAGUUUAUUCAAUUCACCUAUAGUGCAUGUCUUUGGACGGUGGAGGAAAUUGUAGCACCCGGAGGAAACCCACGCGAACACGAGAAGAACAUGCAAACUCCACACAGAAAUGCCAGCCAGGGCUCGAACCAGCGACCCUCUUGUUGUGAGGCAACAGUGCUAACCAUUGAGCCACCAUGCAGCCUCAAUUAUACUUUUUAUAUAGAUGUAAGCUACAAAAACACGAUUUAAUGAAAAUGGUGACAUUAUGCACAUGCGUAUUACUUGAUCAGUCUGUAAGAGUACAUCACAACCAAAUCAUGGAGCACAGGACCAUAUGUAGACAGAUGCAUAAUGUUUCUGUACAAACUGACAUCGCCACCUACUGGCCUGGCAUGAAUAAUUUGUAGAUUUUAUUUGGUCAUUUUUGCUGAUUUGUGUGAACAAACAAACAGUUCAUCCAAUGCAAAACUUCAAAAAUGUAAACAUAUUUUCCAUUUGCUUACCUUCAGUGGGUGACCAUGUGAGUGUCAGAGAGUUAGCUGCCAGCAAUAAUUGCUAGUUGAUUUGAUAGUACAUCAUUGCUGUGAACUACAGAAAAAUAAAUAAAUAAUACAUUAUCAGUAAACUGUUGCUGUGUAAACAAACAAUGCACUACA